AUGCAGGUUAUGGAGCGCGGUGUAUCUGGGGACCGUCUGCCCAUACUGCAAGUGGCGGACAGGAGUGAACAUAAAGAAGUUGCCGUGGGGUUGAUGUGUCUAAACACACAGAUCAACUACGAAGCCUUGGAGGAGAGCUUCGAACUCUCACCUUUCGCAGGUCUCAAGCAUUUAGACGACCAUUCAAAUAUCAAACGUACUAAGGACGCUGAAUCGACAAUCAGGGAGGUUGGCGUCCGACACACCGAGGAGUAUGACAUACCAUACAUGAUUGAUGUAUUGGAGCACGCACCCCGGAAAAAUGAGCUGGUCGAAUUAAUUGAGUCGAGCCUCAUUUCCCAAACGUUGGAAUCAUACGUACUUUUGAGUCGCAAUCAGCCCGUGGGUGUUGUCGUCAUUACGCCUAUCGAAGAUCCAACUUCAGUGCGGAUUCUAUACGACUUAGAACUGGAACCGAGUAAUCCUGGGACCGACGGCAAUGUGUUGGUUGGCGUAUUAUCGCCAGCUCUUGAGCCCCACAGCCGAUGGUACAUGCGAGAGGUCCUGCGAAAAAGUCGAUUCACGCAAAUGUUUUGGAGGUGUCGAACUUUCGCCAAGGGGGAGGCGAGCCCCGGCAGAAAUCUGAUGUCAUUGGCAAGUCACAUGGUGCCCGUUGCUCCAUAUCCACAUGUACCUUGCAGCGGUGCGAAAGACAACGAUAAGCACAAAGAAAGUUCGCCCUACGCCCUAUGGACCGUGAACAGAGCGAUGACAAGUUUGCCGAAGAUUUAUAUCAACAGAAGCAUUGUGGUGGUGGGAGCAAGUCGCACGGGACUUGCCUUUUUGGAGACCUUAUUGAUGGGGCCGACUUGUUCGUACCUCACUUUCACCAACCUGACGCUGAUGUCGGUGCACGGGCUGCCGACGGUGUCCGAGUGCUUGCACGCGGCCGACACGUGCGUGCCGCACGACGGCCGCUACACCGACCGCUAUCUGAAGAGCGUGCCCUACUACUUCUACGUGGACGUCAUAACGGGCGUUAUGGUCCGCAUCGAUAGACUGCCGAUGGACGACCCCCGAUACCAGCCGGACCGCGUGCCGCCCCCGCCUCACCUCCCGGAGAACGUGAUGCUCAUCAACUCGCUCUUCGACGCAAACACCUGCUUAAGGAAGUUGCUAUGGAUGAUUUCCGACUCAAAAGAUUUUGCAGACUGCCUACAUGAAAACAACAGAAUAGUCGUUUACGGGGAGUGUUUAGACGCGUAUUCCUGCAUUGCAGCUUUGCUCGAGCUCGGAAUCGAACCUAGCAUGUUGGCUUUCGUGGAACCAUUCCCACCCGAAGAUCCCGCGGCCAUGAGGGUCAAUUGUUUCAAUAAUGAGACUGUCGACGAAAGAGUUCAAUCAGGCUUGGAGGAACUCGGGAUACAGGUGUACAGACGAUGUUAUUUCCACGGCUGGAAAACAUUUGGCUCAAGGGUGGAAACUCUGCAUUUCAUGACCCAAAAUCAAGCGAUCAGUUUCCCGUGCUUCGCAUUUUUCUACUACGGGAUCAAAGCUAUCGACUUGCAGACUUUUAAAGGUCUCGGUCGGUCCCUAGCUAUAACGGAGUGCGGUCUGGUGUACGACGGCGGUCUUGUAGUGGGCACGGGGUUUGAGACGAAUGACCCGUACGUGUACGGGGCGGGAACUUGCACCGGAUAUUCGCGCCGCUACUACGCCCACAAGCACGCGCAGCGGUUCUACUGCUCCGAGGAUGUAGGAGAAGUGGUUUACGAUCUGUUGAGGUCAAGAUUUUCGUUAUACGGCGAUCACGAGAUACCGCAGUUCCAAGGAACGUGUGCAGACAUACCAAGUUGUGGAUUCGGGCCAGAGGAAGCACUUGAUCUAGGCACUUUCCGCUCUGUCAUAGAUAAAUUCGUAGCAAGAACUAGCUUGGCAGCGGUCGAAAAGGCGGCUGAUAUUCCUUCGGAGUGCGGGCAAAGUGCGGCCGUACGCGACGAAGCCCUGGGCUUCUGGAAGGCCGUGGGCGGUGAGCGCAUCGUGGUCGCCCAUCUCGCGCGCUACCUGCAACAGACCCACGCGUCGAAUCCGCAGUAUUCGUUGCCGAAACCCGAAUACUAU
This is a messenger RNA of Iphiclides podalirius (scarce swallowtail), 2100 nucleotides long. Lineage: Eukaryota; Metazoa; Arthropoda; Insecta; Lepidoptera; Papilionidae. The record is from the annotation of a GenBank genome assembly.